GCCGCGGUGGCCCCUGGUCAGGGGAAGGUCUGGGCCGCGGUGCACUCUGGGCAGGGUGCAGUAAGAUGGCGGCUCCCUCUCCCAAAUGGAGACGGGUAACCGGAGCCACCGGACCGGUCCCGCGGCCCCGACACGGUCACCGGGUGGUGGCGAUCAAAGAGUUGAUGAUCAUAUUCGGCGGUGGCAACGAGGGGAUCGUGGACGAGCUGCACGUCUACAACACCGCCACCAACCAGUGGUUUAUCCCUGCAGUUAGGGGGGACAUCCCACCAGGUUGUGCAGCUUAUGGCUUCAUCUGCGACGGCACCAGGAUCCUGGUAUUUGGAGGAAUGGUAGAAUAUGGAAAGUAUAGCAAUGACCUAUAUGAAUUGCAGGCGAGCAGAUGGGAGUGGAAGAAAUUAAAACCAAAACCUCCUAAAAAUGGUCCACAACCCUGUCCCCGCCUUGGCCACACCUUGUGUCUUGUUGGGAAUAAGUGUUAUUUAUUUGGUGGCCUGGCUAAUGACAGUGAAGACCCAAAGAAUAAUAUUCCAAGGUACUUGAAUGACUUGUACACUGUGGAGCUUCGAUCUGGAUCAGGAGUGGUAGGAUGGGACAUUCCUGUUACACAUGGCACCCCGCCACCUCCAAGAGAAUCUCACACUGCUGUUGUUUAUAAAGAUUCGAAGAAACCAAAGAUGAUAAUUUAUGGAGGAAUGAGUGGAUGUAGACUUGGAGAUCUUUGGAUAUUGGAUGUGGAAAGCUUGGUGUGGACUAAACCAGCAACCAAAGGUUCAACACCACUCCCUCGGAGUUUGCAUUCUGCUACUGUUAUUGGAAAUAAAAUGUUUGUCUUUGGUGGCUGGGUACCACUUGUGAUGGAUGAUGUGAAAGUUGCCACUCAUGAAAAGGAAUGGAAGUGCACAAAUACACUUGCUUACUUACAUUUAGCAGAUGGCUACAUCUGGACACCUGUAGUCUCAGACACGUUGGAGGACAAUGUACCAAGGGCCAGGGCUGGCCACUGUGCUGUUGCGAUUCAUACUCGUCUUUAUAUUUGGAGUGGAAGAGAUGGCUACCGGAAGGCUUGGAAUAAUCAAGUCUGCUGCAAAGAUCUUUGGUAUUUGGAAACUGAAAAGCCCCCUGCACCUUCCCGUGUGCAGUUGGUCAGAGCUAGCACAAAUUCACUCGAAGUAUGUUGGGGUGCAGUUCCUACAGCAGAUGCCUAUCUUCUUCAGCUGCAAAAGUAUGAUAUGCCACCAUCAGCCGCCACCACCACUACCACCACACCUACCAUGGCAACUCCAGCUUUGAGCAAUACUACACUACCACAGAAGACUUCAUGUAGCCCUGUUUCUCCUACGCCUGCUAUUCCUGCUGCACCAUUGCAUUCACCACUCCCUGUUUCUAAAGUUGCUUCUCCCACGAGUGUGCUGAUCCCUGGAAUGACAAGUGCUGUAACUACAACGCAGGUCUCUGCUGCUCAGGUAUCUGCAAUGCCUUCAGCAGCAGCCCAGCUGGUCACAGUUUCCCAACAAGCUGUGCAGACAGUAAAAGCUGCUGUUUCUUCCUUACCUGCUGGAGUUCGUCUUGUCGUUCCAGCUCAAAGCACCACUAAUGCUGUUCCCUCUGUUGUAAGUGUGAACACCCCGGCCACAACAAUGCUGAAGACAGCAGCUGCACAAGUGGCAACAUCAACUGGCUCUCUAGGCCCAUCUUCGACCCGACCUAUUAUCACUGUACAUAAAUCGGGUGCAUUGACCGUGGCUCAGCAGACUCAAGUUGUUACUACUGUCGUGGGUGGUGUCACGAAAACGUUCACACUUGUCAAAAGCCCAAUUCAAGUUGGCGGUGGAGGCUCCUUGAUCUCCAAUCUAGGGAAAAUGAUGACUCUUGUUCAGACAGCUCCUGUACAAACCGGUGCUCCAAUCACAGGCCAGGCCACUGCUGGGUCUUUGGCACAGUUCAUCCAGGCAAAGGGUCCUUUUCCUCCAGGGACUAUAGUGAGGCUUGUAACAGCAGCAGACGGUAAGCCAGCAACAAUAAUCACAACGUCACAAGCUGGUGGAAUAGGUACGAAGCAAACGAUCCUGGGUCUUAGCAGUGUCUCACCAGCCAGCAGUAAACCUGGAGCAACCACCAUCAUAAAAACCAUCCCUGUUUCAGCACUGAUGGCUCAACCCAAUGUUACAGGUGUAUCUGCAUCCCCUGGUAUAAAAUCUCCAAUAACAAUCAUUACAACAAAAGUAGUCACAUCAGGAACUGGAGCUCCGGCAAAGAUCAUUACAGCUGUGCCAAAAUUUACUACAGGGCAGCCUGGGGUCACACAGGUGGUUCUGAAGACUCCUGGAACACCUGGUACCAUCCUGCGAACAGUUGGUGGUACUCCUGUCACAGUUAGUGGAGUCAGAUUAGUUACUCCAGUCACUGUAUCUUCAAGCAAGCCAACAGUCUCAACUUUGCUAGUAAAAGGAACGACAGGUGUUACUACAUUAGGUACUGUGACGGCUGCAGCAACUACAAUUCAUGCUGGAGUAACUGGUCUUGCAUCAUCAAACUUCACUACCCCUGUCACGGCUCUGGCUAGAAUAACAACGCUGGCAACACAAGCAAUUAGCACAACUAUUGAUCCUUUGGCUGUAGCACCAACAACAUUGCAAGUUACACCAGGAAUUGUCUCAACUUCUUCUGUAGUUAGCACCGAGCCUGUUUUUGUGAUAUCAGGAGAAGCAGUGCCCUCUCGUGUAACUGGCUUGGUUGCACACGCUAGUGAAACUCAGGUGCCAGUGGCUGCAGAACAAGCCACAACUGCAGUAACUGUUUCAGAUAAUAGUGUACAAACUUCAGAUCAACAAAUACAACAAGCAGCAGACGAGCCAGCUCAUGAAACUACAGAAACAAAUACUACAAACACAGCUACCUCCAGUACUGCAAAUAUGUCUCUUAAUCAAAUUCAGCCACCAGAUGCAAGUAACAAUGGGAUGCCAGAAAGUGUGCAUGGAGAAACGGCAACUGCAGGAACAACCAAUACAGCAACAACCGUUUCAGCAGCAUGCACUGGGGCAGUGACCACUGUGACACAGUCUACACCAACUCCAGGCCCUUCGUUGCAGGCUGCUUCAACGGCAUCAGAUGUGACUUCAAGCAGCAGUGCGUCUUUGUCAGAUCUGAGCACAUCGCAGUUGGCACCUGCCACUGAGACUCUUCAAAACCCAGGAAGCUCUGAGCUUCAGUCGUCUUCCGAACAGACAUUAAAGAACUUUGCUCAAGCAGUAAUGCCACAGUUGGCUGAAAAUCAGCAACCUGAUCAGUCAGAGGCCUUCCAGGACCCUCAAGAGAAAAUGGAAAGUGGUAAAGCACAGGAGCAGUUGAGUCAAAACUCAGAGCAGCAGCACCAGCACCAUGUCACUGCCACUGAACCCUUUGUUAUUGAAGCAAAACCAGCAGAUAGUAUCCAACACAAAACAACUGGUGGAGAUGUUCCAAUAUCCUCAUUGCCAAAAGCCACAGAAUGCAGUGCAGUAAAGCCUCCCUCGGAAGAUCUUGCUUCAGAACCAGGUGUGCCUAAUGUAGAUUCCUCUCAGCAUUUGCAACAUUGCCAGAACCUUAUCACUCCGACUCCAGAGCAGCCAGCACAACAAAAGGAUCCACUGCAACCUCCAGUGCCACUGAGCACAGUGAGUGCUCCUCCUCAAACAGCAAUGCUGAGUCCUAAUGAUACAAACAUACAGAGUAGUCAGCAAGGCCAGGUCACAGAGGAUGCCCACCAACCUACCACUUCAAGUCCUGCCACUUCACUUCCAUCAUCCUCUUCCACAGCAGCUGUGUCACCAAAUGAAGUCUCUACUAGUAAUCCGCUAGCAAAUGGGAAACAAGAAAAUUCUUGCGCACAAUUAAAGGUAACGCCAAAGAAAGAAGGCAAUCCAUGGUAUGAUGUUGGAAUCAUCAAAGGAACCAACUCUGUGGUAACUCACUAUCACUUGCCACCAGAGGGCAGCCACGGAGAGGAUGCAAGUGCUAAUAUUCCAGACUACAGCAUGCUCAAAAAGCAAGAACUCCUGCCAGGAACUGCAUAUAAGUUCAGAGUUGCUGGAAUCAAUGCAUGUGGAAGGGGCUCAUUCAGUGAGAUAUGUGCAUUCAAAACCUGUCUCCCUGGAUUCCCUGGAGCUCCAUCUGCUAUAAAAAUUACCAAGAGUGUAGAUGGUGCUCAUCUUACCUGGGAACCGCCUGCAACAACUGCUGGCAAAAUUCUGGAGUACUCUGUUUAUUUAGCAGUGCGUAGCAUUCAGGUGACAGAAACAAAGUCUGGAAGCCCAGCGCAGUUGGCCUUUAUGCGGGUGUACUGUGGUGCGAAGCCAUCUUGUGUAGUGUCCUCGUCACACCUUGCAAAUGCACAUAUUGAUUGUACAACGAAGCCUGCCAUAAUUUUUAGGAUUGCAGCGCGGAAUGAGAAGGGAUAUGGACCGGCUACACAAGUUAGAUGGCUUCAAGACACAGGUGUUCAAGGAAGCAAAGGCACUGUAAAACGGCCGACAACAUCACCAGAUAGCACUAAAAGCGGCGGUGCCAAGAAGUCAAAGUCUGAAUGAUGAAUAGAAGAAGUUUUCUAUUUGCUUAAUGAAAGAAGUAAAGUACCGUUGGAUAGUAUUUGUAUUUAUUUUGUAAAUGUUUUGUAAUAUGUUUCUGUUAUACUCUUAAUGCCUAUAACUUGUGAGCUUCUUAGAGAAGGAAUUUAAUUUGUAUUAAUUGUACAAAGUACAUUUCUUGUUUAGAACUGUGACAAUAGGCUUCAGGCAAGUUUUAAAUGAUAGCUUUUUAGAAACAUAAUGUAGAUUUUAAAUUUAUAUUAACAUUACUGUGUAGAGUUCAUGUAGGUGGCUUGUUUCUAAAGUGGCUUAUUCUGAAAUCACUACAGUAGUGACUGGAUGUUUGCCGUGCAAGCAGUGGUUUAAAAGAGUUUUCGAAGAAAUGUUGGUGUUUCACCUUGUUGCAGGUGGAUUAGGUAGGUCUUUAAAGCAUGUUUAUAUGUGGAUGACGUUUGGGACCAAAAAAGGCACUACGGAGAAGCAGCUUCCUUCUCAGAGUAGCACUUACACAGAUUCUGAAUCACCAUUAGAAACAAAAGUUAUUAAACAACCUUUCUCUUUGUGUGUGUGUGUGUGUGUGUGUGUGUGUGUGUGUGUGUGUGUGUGCACACGCACGCACAACCAAAUGGCAUUUUUGUGCAUGAUUUGUGAUGAGAAAUUUAAAACUGCUUUUUUAUUUUAAAUUUUUAUACAAAUAUAAAAAUGAAUGAAGACGUAUUGGGUAUAUAGGAGUUGUAUGACCUCACUGUUUACAAAAGUCCCCAUGAUACAUCACUAAAUCAAUUCAUCAUAAUCAAGACUUGCUGUGCACACAAGCAUUCCCUCACAGAAGCUGCAGGGAAAAUCUAGGAAUUGUGUGUGAUAGAGGUAAUGAUCACAGUCUUCCUGCAGACACUGAUGACUGUACAAUGGCACAAGCAAAACAGUUGCUUGAAAUGCAUUUUAAUUCAAUUGUAUUUAAAUUAAAGUUCCUUUUACAAGAGCUUCUUGCUUUGGUGAACAUAGCUAAUUGUGGGGUCAUGCAACUUUAAGGAUUCAUAACUCAGUCAUUUAGUCAAACUGAUUGGGGUUGAAAAUUAGUGCUUUAAUACUGGCAAAUUUAAUCAUAAAAUUGUAUAGCUCAGAAGACUACAUUUGCUAUGGCUAACCAGUGGAUUUGUAUUAAUCAUUGAACUCAAUCAUUUAUAAUAAUUUCUUGAAUUUUGCAUUUAUUUGCUUUUCUAUUUUUGUUAACCUGUUCACCAAGUUAUAACGCAAAGGAUGCAGAGAAAUCCCGAGGUGGAUUUUAGAAAACUGCACACAAUUCUGCACAGAACACUUCUGUUAAUCUCACACUAACAGUUUCAGCUUUAAUGAGGUGCAUUGGGAAGUAUCAGUCCAGAGGAAAGAUUUUUAGUAACAUCACUGUUGUCUCUUUUGACAGAUAUGUAUAACACACUGCAGUAAUCUUUAAUUGGUGAGAUGUGUUAAGCUUUUUUGCAGUAAAUGCCUCUUUAAACAAUUCUGUGCAGUUUAGUUUAAUUAAAAGGAUACACUUUCCACCAAUGGAUGGAUAAUUUGACAUAAUUCUUCAUGCCUUGUGACUGGAUAUUCACUUUAUACCUCUAACUUAAUUAAAAGCAAAUGUCAUUUUUUUAAAUUUAAAAAAUGUAGAUGGUUUUUUUAUAAACUGGGCUAGUUAAGCUUCUCAGCAGUGUCCUUUCAAGACAAGUAUCUAAUUUUCAGCAAUUAAAAGUGUGACCUGAAAUAGGAUUUGCUCAGAACUGUUCAUGUUAGGUUUCAACUGUAAUGAAAAAUAAAGGAAAGAGUUGCUGAAUCUGGAUGUUAAUCUCUCGACCGUAUAUACAAGCCCAACUAUUCACAGCGACAAAUGAGUUAGAUUUUAAAAGUAUAUUAAAAUGCAUUUAAUAUCAUUUACAUUGAAAACUACAUUCUUUUUGUAUUCUUGAAAUAUUGAAGAUCUGAUUGAUGAACCACCCCUUAAUAAUUGUGUUCCAAAAAUACUAGAUCUCUGGCAUUUUUCUGUUUCAUUUCUAUGCAACCACAGUGGCUAGGUAGGCAUCAGCAGCCAUUUUCUUGUUUUGCUCAAAGUAUAUUUUUUAUUUGGAUGAGAAUAUUCGACUUGUAGUUUUGUGUUUGUCAUUUUUAUUGUUUUAUGCAAGACCUUGUAUUUUAAUUUUCUUCAUUAUUUUAAGACCCCAAAUCUUUAAUACAGACUAUACUCCUUUGCUUUAACAUGCAUUCAGGAAACAUUCUUUUCUACCAUUUAAUGAAAAUCAGAGUAAAACAACAGGGACAUGUUUAACAGUAUUAGGAAAAGUGUGUAGUUUUGGCCAUCUGUUUCUCCUGAAAAUUGACUUGGAUGAUGAAACCAUGUUUCUAUUAAUGAUGUCUCUUUUUGUUUCCACAAUAUCUGUGGUUUCACUUCCAUCCUGAGCCUGUUUUUUAUUGACAGUUUACAAAACAACAUUUAUUCUUUGUGAAUUCUACAACCAGCCCCUCCCUCAAGGGCUGAAAGAAUAAGAGACACAAAAGUGCCUCCGGUAGCAAAAUCAGAUGUCCCAAAUACCAACACGUUUUCUGAAUUACUUCACGUCCUUCAAUAAUACCUGCAGAAACACUGACACAAAUCUGAAGUAUUCAGUCCGGUUUAUAGGAAAGUAACUUUCAGAACAAAAGUUAAUGCAAAGAUGCAUUGUAUAAAGGUUGUGAAAUUAGAUUGAAAAUAGUGCAUGCUAAAAAUGACAUGGAGUUCAUCUCUGAUAAGGUUAUAAAGUUUGUGAAGUUUCUAAUUUGAAUAGAGAAAGAAGGAAUUUAGUUUCUUUGUGCAAGUGAGUAGCAUAUUGUACAAAAGAAGCCACAAAGCAACAGGCUGCCCACUAAUAGCCCAGAGUUUUAGAGGGUGACAUAAAUCAUGAUAUGUUCCUCUCCAAUACCCUUGUCCCCAUCUUAUGGAUUGCCAAUUCUCUUAAUUUAGCCCAAAUAUCUUGGUUUUCUGUCCUCCUUACCCGGGAAUUUCGUUUUUACCUGCUCGACCCUCCUUGUAUAAUUUCAUAACAUAAUUUCUUACAGUAGAACUGCUAAUCCAGAUAAAGCCCCAUAUAAACUAGAGAUGUCAGUUAGAGAUGUGGUGUCAAUAUUACUCUCAUGGCUUUAUUUAAGCUGGUAUUUUCUCCCCUGAUUGGAUGGUGACAGCUUUUUAGUGUAAAUAUAAUUCCCUAUCCAUUCAGGAAUGGAGACAACCAAGGUUCUAAAAGUCCACAGGAGGCCAAAUCUUGGUGUAAGGGCCAAAAUACAUGUGCUGUCUCUGUCUUAAUAAGAUUAUUGAGGUUAGGAGAUCGAGAAGAAUCUGUCUUUAGGGUGGCAUAUCUGAGGAAUGCCCUGCAGUAGAGGUGACAGGACCAUGUGUCGCUAAGGAUGUGGUGCUCCCCUUUACUUCCUUCCCCAUCAUCUCUCUAAAGUAAUAAAUAAAUCAUGCCCCUUUCAGCAAGAGUCUGCCAGCACAGCUGCUGAUUUUCACAGCCAUCAUGUCCAAUACCUAAUGAUUUUUUAAUAUACACCAGAUUUGAGAUCUCUGCUAAGGCAUCAGUGUUUAUUUUGCUGCAGUUCAGUUGGAACAUGACUUUCCUCCUUCGUAUUUAUUAUUGACUAUAGAUUUGCAUCAUCACAGAAGUUUGAAUUUGUAAAUGGUGCAAGACAGUUUUCUGGCAGAUUCAGAAAGUAUUUAAAUGUGUCAUUGACUGAAGUACACCAUUACUAAGGUGAUGAAGCGGCAACACCCUAUACAUCUUUUGAGACCAUCUGGUAGUAUCUUAAGGCAUUCUGACUUGUUUUAAAAUUAGCCAUGAGUUGUGUUACUGUGGGCAAGGUCAGCAUUUGUUGUCCAUCACCAGUUACUCUUGGGAUGAUAUGGUGAACAUCCUUGUUGGACUGUUGCAUUUUGAGUGGUGCGACUAUUAUCAUAGUGCUGUUCACUCGGGUACCUGUGGUCAAGAACAACUAUCAAGGAUGGAACGAUGACGAGAAGUUGUGAAAAUUUGAUUUGAUCUCUUAAAACCGAAGUAGAUUUGGUAGAUCUGCUCUUGGGAAAAACAUGUGAAAAUUGAGCACCAGGAAUUGCAAACAAUUAUUUUAUAUCCUAUUCUAAUAAAAAGCAAUAAAAUGUAGUUAUAGUCACUGGAGCAGACUUAAUAAAGAAAUCCCAAGCACAAUUAAAUACAGUACUUGCAAAAGAGGUGUAUAGAAGUUGCUGAUAAACUGUUUUUUAACAAAAUCCGAGUGCUGACUCGCUAAUCAUCCAAUCCUGGUAAAAAUCGAUGCUUUAAUAAAUGUUUGUCAUAGAAUAAUAGUUCCACACACUGUCCUUUCUCUUAGAAAAGCAGGUCUGUGUGCCGAUAUCACACCCCCCACCCUCCCAAUCACUCCCUACAAGGAUUUAGUGGGAAAUUGAUUCAAAAAUCUCGCUAAUUGGUGAAUUUACUGAGAAUACCAAACCAGAGUACCACUCUAGAUGUGACUCAAAACUCUGGAUAAAGUUGGUUUUGGUUUAUUUAUUCAUUUAGAUAAAACUAAUUUUAUUCUUCGUGUCUACAAUUUCAUUGCUAGAGCUUUGCUGAAAGCUGCACUUUUUUAUGGAAGUGUGUUCAUAUUUGGAAAUCUUUUAACAGAAAAGGUAGUUUUAAAACUAAGUUUGAUCUCCAGUAGAAUUUAAUGUAGAAUUAAUUUUAGCCAUAAAAUAUUGCAAGUGAUUAGGAGAGACUGUGGGACGGUUCCUACAGAUUGGAGGGUAGCUAAUGUAAUCCCUCUAUUUUAAAAAAAGAAAACCAGGAAUCACUGACCAAUCAGCUUGAUGCCAGUCAUGGGGAAAAUGCUUUAAAGUUGAAAUAUUUUAAUCCAUCAUAAACCAUUUAACAGCUGAACGUUUGAAAAGCAGUGACAGUAUCGUACAGAGUCAGCAUAGAUUUAUAAUAUGGAAGUCUUGCUUGACAAAUCUAUUGUAAUUUUUCAAGGAUGCCAACUCUCAGUUGAUGAGGGUGAGCUAGUGAAUGUGCUUUAUUUGGAUUUGCAGAAGCUUUUCUCUGAUUUUCUACAUAAGAGACUAGCUUGUGAAACUAAAGCACAUGCAAUUGUGGAGGGGCUGUCGUUUGUGAAAUGGAUAGUGGACAGGACACAGAAUAUGAAGAAUGGCUUUUUUUGAAUGUCAGGCAGUGACCAUUGGGGUACCACAGGGAUCAAUACUAGGGCCUCCACUAUUCACACUUACAUAUAAAUAUAUAUUAAUAAUUUAGAUGAGGGAACUAAAUGUAAUAUCUCUAAGUUUGCAUAUGACAUAAAGCUGGAUUGGAGAGGGCUGUGAGGAUGUAGAGAUCCUUCAGUGUGAUCUGGGCAAGUUUAGAGAAUGGACAAGUGCAUGGCAAAUGUGGGAUUAUCCAUUUUGGGAUGAAACAAAGGAAGGUGGAUUAUCAUCUGAAUAGCUCUAAAUUGAAAGAGGGGAUUGUGGAACAAGACCUGCGUGGCCUUUCCACCAAAGUAACCUACAGCUGCAGCAGUUGCUAAGGAAAGCAAACUGUACAUGGGCCUUCAUAGUGAAUGGAUGCGAAUACAGGGGCAGUGAUGUCUUGCAAUUAAACAAGGCCUUGGGUGAGACCACACUUGGAAUUUUUUUGUAGGUUUGCUCUCCUUACCUGAGGAACAAUGCUCUUGCUAUAGAUGGAGCACAGUGAAAAUUUACCAGACUGAUUCCUGGAAAGGCAAGACUGAUGUAUGAAGACAGGGCGAAUUGGGUAGGAUUACAUUCACGAGAGUUCAGAAGAAUGUGGGGAAUCUCAGAAUCCUAUAAAAUUUUAACUGCUGUUGACAUGGUAGAUGCAGGAAGGUUGCUUCUGGUGAUGGGAGAAUCUAGAACCACAGUUUAAUGAUAUGGGGCAAAACAUUUAGGUCUGAGCUAAGGAGAAAUUGCUUCACCUGGUGAGUCUAUGGAAUUCUCUGCCGUGGAGAGUAGUCGAGGCCGAAACAUUGUAUGAUUUCAAGAAAGAACUGGAUAUGGCACUUAGGACUAAAGGGAUUAAAUUAUGUAGGAGAAAAAUGGGAAUUAAUUACCGCCAAAGCUUUAGGCAUGAUAGAAUGAGUCAAUCAUUCUGUUCACAUUACUAACACUAGUGAAGUUACAACACUAGUAUUUUCUAUGUUUUUGAAAGGUAAUUUUAUUGUGUACAGUUCUUCUGAAUAAAAGAGAAUUUUAAUAACAAUCUUCAAUUAUUACUGGUAAUCUGCUAUCCUUGUGGAGGAAAACUGAAAAGUCACUGCCUCUAUAGAUUUAUGACACUGAUAACCUCCAACAACUUCAAUUAAUAACACUAUUGUACAUUGUAUUGAAUGCUCUCAUCUUGCUCUUCUCCCAUCAGUAUUGAAUGUGCUAUAAGUAUAUCCACGUUUCAGUGCACAAAUAUAGUUCCUUGUGCACUUUAUUUCCGAAUGUAAUUUGACCUUUUCAGACUCCUCUCUGAUUUUUCAAAGUUUGCUUUGAUCAGUGCUUUUCUGCUCUAGCCUGCCAGAACCUUGCUAUUUCUUGAGCCCAGCUGAUACUUUGAGAGUCUCAUCAAACCUAAUGAACUCUCACUAGUGACUGAUACUCAGGAUAUUUGCAUAUGUUAAUAUUUCAUUGUUCUUUGAGUUCUGAAGAUAUGGCAUGGUACUUGUAGAAUAGCAAGAUGACUUGAUACAACUUAUUUCACAAAGCUAUCCUCAUUACAGAGAUGACUAAAAUCACUUCUAAUAAAAGAAAGCUGCAAAGUAUUUCUCCUGCCCCAGGUAGCCGAGGUGCUAGUCAGAGCCCUGAUAAACCAAAUAAAAUGAUGUUGUUUACUGAUAUUGUUUCUUCACCCAAAGAGCAAAUUCCUAAAGAAAUUUUCAUGGACUUCUGCUUUGCUAACUGUGACUGUUUUUUUCCAACUAAGUUUUAAUUCUGCUAGUGUUAAUAAUGUGCUUGAUUGAUUGACUCAUUCUAUAAUGUCUGAACCUUUAGCGGCGCUCAUUUCAUCCAGAAUGCAGGCGGCUUAAAUUGCUAGAUUUAUUUUAAAAAUAAUUAAUUCUGGGUAAGGAAACAGAUGUGGAGGAAGUUCGCAUAUCUUUAAGGAUGAUGGUGGGUAUUUCUGAUUUCGGAAGAGCCUUUUCUUAUUAUGGUCUUCCUUUUGUGUCAGGUACCUGAAUGUUGUACUGCAAAUAUACAGUCUAUCAUAACUCUCUGUCAUGCAAAAACUGGUCAAAUCUGGUACAAUUAUUAAGUGAGCUGCCAUGAAUAAAAUCAUAAAUUGGCUGUUUGUUGUGGUGAUAAUACAGCCAAGUUGUUCAGCAUAACUAUGGCAGCAGAGAAAGUCUUUCUUAUCCAAAAGUCUUCCAAGUCCAAAUUCUCUCCCAAGUUAACAGUUUUCAAUUCCAUGAAUCCCUGGCUUGCUAUCAGCAAUCCCAUCACUUCACUUCAUUUCUCAGGGCACAAUCUCUAUCUGUUUGACUCACUCUGUUGCCCCCCACGUCCACCCCUACCCCACUCCCCUCAAUCCAUCUUUCUCUCACUGUCUGUGCCCCUGCCCCCAAUCAUAGAAGUCCUACCUUUUUCCAGCUGCUUUCAGUCUAUCAAUGAGUCAAGCUGCCAAUCUUGCUGAGUUUCUCCAGCACUUCCUGGUUUUGUUUGAGAUUUCCACCAUCCACUAUUCUUUUGGGUUGCCCACCUGUGCACAUCAAGAUGAUUGUAACGCCCAAAAGGACAGUCGAAUCCAUGGUGAUAUGUCCAAGGGGCUUUCCAAAUGUGUGUAUCUUCCUGUCAUGGGUAAUGUAUUAAUAUGCAAAUUUUACAAGAUGAGUGUACCUGCAGCUAAGGUAGUCCUGAUCAGACACUAUAACAUAUCUCAAUGUAACAGGGCUUUCAAUUCUGGCUGAAGAUAUUUUAGACGCAGAGGGUUAACCCUGCUGAUAGUUUCCAGCUUCCCAGCAGAAUGUCAAGAGAUACAGUUUAGAGUUACCUUCUGCUGAUCUGGUCUUAGCCAGCCAGUGUGGUCCUGGUUUGGGCAGUAGUACAUUUUUGGUUGUGUAGACUCAAUGGUCGAAAAGGUUUCUACUGUACUACCUAAUUCUGUGAAAUAAUAACAGCAGACUCUGAAUGUCAGUCACAAAAUGGUGCACAGGAGCCCUGUCUAGUUUGUGUCCAUUCAAUAAUUAGCUGAAGUUAGAAUGUUUCCAAUCAGACCCCCUCCUGGACUGGAUUGCAGAGGACAAGGAUGAAGCAAACUGGUCAUCAGGGAAGUAUAAGAAAUAAACAAUCUUUGUAUCCUCUUUACCAUGUAAUUUUGGGGGUUGGGGGGGAGAUUGCAACAGACUUCUGCUUGAUUGUUGUAUCCAGCAUGGAAAGAGAUGUAUCUGAUUCAAGCAAGAAUUUGAUUAGUCUGGCGUAGGGAUAAGUGAAUUGGAUUAGUCCUUAAACGUAGUAGAAUUAUGUAGAAAUUACAGCGCAGAAACAGGUGAUUUGGUCCAACUGUAACAGUAUUUCGGUUAUGUGUGACCUCUCUCCCAUUCAAUUUUACUGAAACAUGUAUGCACACCCUAUUCCUUUCUGUCAUAUGCUAAUUGUGUAGUAUUGGUGACAUAUCAAAGAUCAGAUUCUACUUUUAAUUUCAUGCGUAAUUCUUAGAGUCAUAGAGAUGUACAGCACGGAAGCAGACCCUUUGGUCCAACCAGAUAUCCAUGCCGACCAGAUAU
Molecule: messenger RNA, 13316 nt
Organism: Chiloscyllium plagiosum (whitespotted bambooshark)
Lineage: Eukaryota; Metazoa; Chordata; Chondrichthyes; Orectolobiformes; Hemiscylliidae
Product: host cell factor 1-like
Biological process (GO): regulation of DNA-templated transcription; chromatin remodeling
Cellular component (GO): histone methyltransferase complex
Molecular function (GO): protein binding; transcription coactivator activity
Source: RefSeq, a predicted model, not a curated record